Gavia stellata (red-throated loon) is the source of this 1926-nucleotide messenger RNA. It is a transcript of the gene KCNA5, whose product is annotated as potassium voltage-gated channel subfamily A member 5. The coding region runs from base 1 to 1926 and encodes 641 amino acids. Gene Ontology annotation, molecular function: protein binding; delayed rectifier potassium channel activity. NCBI's taxonomy places the organism in Eukaryota, Metazoa, Chordata, Aves, Gaviiformes, Gaviidae. Gene Ontology annotation, biological process: protein homooligomerization; potassium ion transmembrane transport. The transcript has a single exon. Gene Ontology annotation, cellular component: voltage-gated potassium channel complex; membrane. The record is from RefSeq and is a predicted model, not a curated record.
AUGGAGAUCGCGCUGGUGACUCUGGAGAACGGCGGCGCCACGGCCAUCGCGGCCGGCGAGGAUGCCGCGACCGGCGGCGGCAGCAGCGCCCGGGCCCGCCGGCGGGGCGACUUGCUGCACAUCGCCGGCUCCGCCGCCGCGCCGCGGCUGAGCGACGGCAAAGAGGGGGCCCCGCCGCCGCCGCUGCCGCUGCCGGCGGACGAGGAGCGGGAGCGGCCCCCGCCGGCCCCCCGGGGAGGCGGCGGCAGCGCGGGCAGCCCCAGCGGCCAGGCGGCGGCGCGCGGAGCCCCCCCGCCGCCCCAACCGCCGCCCCAACCGCCGCCCCAACCGCCGCCGCGCACCCCGCGCCCCGGUGCGGCGGUGGAGAUGGGUCCUCCGGAGGAAGGGGGGCACCGCCGGGGCAUGGCCAUGGCGGCGGCGGGCGAGGAGGAGGAGGAGGAGGAGGCGGCGGCGAGCCGGAGCGCCCUGCACCACCAGCGGGUGCUGAUCAACAUCUCGGGGCUGCGCUUCGAGACCCAGCUGGGCACCCUCAACCAGUUCCCCGACACGCUGCUGGGAGACCCGGACAAACGCAUGCGCUACUUCGACCCACUCCGCAACGAGUACUUCUUCGACCGCAACCGGCCCAGCUUCGACGGGAUCCUCUACUUCUACCAGUCCGGGGGCAAGCUCCGCCGGCCCGUCAACGUCUCCAUCGACGUCUUCGCCGACGAGAUCCGCUUCUACCAGCUGGGUGAGGAGGCCAUGGAGCGCUUCCGGGAGGACGAGGGCUUCAUCAAAGAGGAGGAGAAGCCCCUGCCCCGCAACGAGUUCCAGCGCCAGGUCUGGCUCAUCUUUGAGUACCCCGAGAGCUCCGGCUCGGCCCGGGCCAUCGCCAUCGUCUCCGUGCUGGUCAUCCUCAUCUCCAUCAUCACCUUCUGCCUGGAGACCCUGCCAGAAUUCAGGGACGAGAGGGAGAUGCCCGUGCCCCUGCCCCCACAAAGUGGAGGGUUGAAUGGCACGACCGGGGACUCCCCACCCAUGCAGCCACCCAGUAGCCUCUCUGACCCCUUCUUCAUCAUUGAGACCACCUGCGUGAUCUGGUUCACCUUUGAGCUCCUUGUCCGCUUCUUCGCCUGCCCCAGCAAGCCCGAGUUCUCCCGCAACAUCAUGAACAUCAUCGACAUCGUGGCCAUCAUCCCCUACUUCAUCACCCUGGGCACCGAGCUGGCUCACGAGCAGCAGCAGCCCGGGGCUGGCAGUAGCAAUGGGGGCGGGGGCCAGCAGCAAGCCAUGUCCCUGGCCAUCCUCAGAGUCAUCCGCCUGGUCAGGGUCUUCAGGAUCUUCAAGCUCUCCAGGCACUCCAAGGGGCUGCAGAUCUUGGGACAGACUUUGAAAGCCAGCAUGAGGGAGCUGGGCCUCCUCAUCUUCUUCCUCUUCAUCGGGGUGAUCCUCUUCUCCAGUGCUGUCUACUUUGCUGAGGCCGAUGACCCCGAGUCUCAUUUCUCCAGCAUCCCCGAUGCUUUCUGGUGGGCAGUGGUAACCAUGACCACCGUGGGCUAUGGGGACAUGCGACCUGUCACCGUGGGGGGCAAGAUUGUGGGGUCCUUGUGUGCCAUCGCGGGCGUGCUCACCAUCGCCCUGCCUGUCCCUGUCAUUGUAUCCAACUUCAACUACUUCUACCACCGAGAGACUGAUCACGAAGAGCAAGCUAUCCUCAAAGACGAACACAGUAGUGCUCAGGGCAGCACAACUGGGGGAGAUGCGAAGAGACGAUCCAGUAGAAACUCUCUGAACAAAUCUGUUGUGCACUUGGAAAACAGUGAGGGGUUCAACAAUGGCACCAGCUCCUUAGAGAAAACCAAUAUCAAAGCUAAAAGUAACGUAGAUCUCAGAAAAUCCCUCUACGCUCUCUGCCUGGAUGCCAACAGGGAAACAGACCUGUAA